GCCGCGGAGACUCGGCCGGGCGACCCGCCUCGGCCGGCCCCUGGAGCUACCAUGUCGUUCGCGCUGGAGGAGACGCUCGAGUCCGACUGGGUGGCGGUGCGGCCCCACGUCUUCGACGAGCGCGAGAAGCACAAGUUCGUGUUCAUUGUGGCCUGGAACGAGAUCGAAGGCAAGUUUGCUAUAACCUGUCACAACCGAACGGCCCAGCGGCAGAGGAGCGGUUCCCGGGAACAGGCGGGCACACCCGCGCCCGAUGGCAGCGGCGGGCCCGGCAGCCCGGCGGCCCGGGGUCGGCCCGAGGCCGCCGCCUCGGCCACGGCGCUCCGGAGCCCCGGGGCGCGGAGGAGCCCGGCCUGGGCCGAGGGCGGCUCUCCGCGCAGCGCGCGCAGCCCGAGGGGGGAUCCUUUCCGGGGUCCGGCGGGCAGAGGACCGGAGAGCCCCCAUCGUAGCCCCGCGCUGGCCAAGGCCAGCCCGCUCCGCAGGGGCCCGGAGCCCCGAGAUGCGACCGCCGCUUCCACGCCAGCCCCGCCGGCGCCCCCGGUGUCGUCCGUGAGGGUGGUGAGCGCGUCCGGGGCGGUCUCCGAGGAGAUCGAGGUGCUGGAGAUGAUGAGGGAGGACGAGGCGCCGCAGCCGCCGCACCCCGACCCGGAGCGUCCGCCGUCCGCCGCGGAACUGGAGUCUUCCGCUGAAGAGUGCAGCUGGGCCGGGCUCUUCUCCUUCCAGGACCUGCGGGCCGUGCACCAGCAGUUGUGCUCAGUCAACUCGCAGCUGGAGCCGUGUCUGCCGGUGUUCCCGGAAGAGCCGUCCGGCAUGUGGACGGUGCUGUUUGGGGGCGCCCCCGAGAUGACCGACCUGGAGAUAGACGCUCUGUGUUACCAACUCCAGGUCUACCUGGGCCAUGGCCUGGACACGUGUGGCUGGAAGAUCCUCUCCCAGGUGCUUUUCACCGAGACGGACGAUCCGGAGGAGUAUUACGAAAGCCUCAGCGAGCUGCGGCAGAAGGGAUACGAAGAGGUGCUUCAGCGGGCCAGGAAGCGCAUCCAGGAGCUCUUGGACAAGCACAAGACUAUAGAGAGCAUGGUGGAGCUUUUGGACUUGUAUCAGAUGGAGGACGAAGCCUACAGCAGUCUUGCAGAGGCCACAACUGAACUCUACCAGUAUUUACUUCAGCCAUUCCGAGACAUGCGAGAGCUUGCCAUGCUGCGAAGACAACAGAUCAAGAUUUCCAUGGAGAAUGAUUAUUUGGGACCACGAAGAAUUGAGAGUCUACAAAAAGAAGAUGCUGACUGGCAGCGGAAAGCUCAUAUGGCUGUGUUGUCUAUUCAGGAUCUCACUGUCAAGUAUUUUGAAAUAACAGCUAAAGCUCAGAAAGCUGUGUAUGAUCGGAUGCGAGCAGAUCAGAAGAAAUUUGGCAAAGCAUCAUGGGCAGCGGCAGCUGAACGCAUGGAAAAACUCCAAUAUGCAGUUUCUAAAGAGACUUUGCAGAUGAUGAGAGCUAAAGAGAUUUGUUUGGAGCAGAAGAAACAUGCACUAAAAGAGGAGAUGCAAAGUUUACAGGGUGGUACAGAAGCUAUAACUCAGUUGGAUCAACUGGAAUCGGAUUACUAUGAUCUGCAACUCCAGUUGUAUGAAGUACAGUUUGAAAUCUUGAAGUGUGAAGAGUUACUAUUGACUGCACAACUAGAGAGCAUCAAAAGACUUAUCUCAGAAAAGAGAGAUGAAGUGGUGUACUAUGACACUUACGAGAGCAUGGAGGCCAUGCUGGAGAAGGAAGAGAUGGUGGCAUCUGUGCAUGCACAGAGGGAGGAGCUACAGAAACUGCAGCAGAAGGCACGGCAGCUGGAAGCAAGAAGGGGGCGUGUCUCAGCCAAGAAAGCCUACCUCAGAAAUAAAAAAGAAGUUUGUAUUGCAAAACACAAUGAAAAGUUCCAACAGCGUUUUCAGAGUGAAGAUGAAUAUAGAACCCAUCACACAGUACAACUAAAGAGAGAAAGAUUACAUGAUGAAGAAGAAAAAAAAAGUGCCUGGGUUAGCCAAGAGAGACAGAGAACAUUGGAUAGACUUCGCACAUUUAAGCAGAGGUACCCCGGGCAAGUCAUCCUUAAGUCAACCAGAUUACGAGUGGCUCAUGCGAGAAGAAAAGGCAUGGCAAGCCCUGUGCCCUGUGAGGAGCAGUACGGCUCUCUCCCAGCAGUGCAGGGGGAGGAGAAAUCAGAGGUGGGAGAAGAAAGAAGCCAGCUUGGGUCUUCACAGGCUGCAGAGCCCCAGAGUCUUGUCCAACUUGAAGACACUUCAUCAGUACAACUUGAAGACACUUCAUUACCUCUCAGUGCUGUUACCUCUGAACUGUCUCCUGUGUCACUUCCACUUUUGACUUCUAAUGACCUCAAACCAUGUUCUGCUAUCACAGAUCCACUCCCACCUACUCUUCCUCCAACACCUCCUCCUCUCCCUCCUCCACCCCCACCCCCACCCCUUCCUGUUGCAAAGGACAACAGCGCUACCACCACUGCAGAGACACUGGAGAGAGAUCUCCUUAAAAAGGAGAGCAAUGAGAAGAGGAUCCCAAAGUCAGCCAGCGCCCCAUCAGCACACCUCUUUGAUAGCAGCCAACUGGUCAGUGCCCGGAGGAAGCUCAGAAAGACUGCUGAAGGUUUGCAGAGGAGGAGAGUGAGUUCACCCAUGGAUGAGGUAUUAGCAUCCUUGAAGCGUGGUAGUUUUCAUCUGAAAAAGGUUGAACAACGGACUCUGCCUCCUUUUCCUGAUGAAGAUGAUAGUAAUAAUAUCUUGGCGCAGAUAAGGAAAGGGGUAAAAUUGAAGAAGGUUCAGAAAGAAGUUUUGAGAGAAUCCUUCACACUUCUGCCUGAUACAGACCCUUUGACACGGAGCAUCCAUGAAGCUCUGAGAAGAAUAAAAGAAGCAUCCCCAGAGUCAGAGGAUGAGGAGGAGGCUUUGCCUUGCACAGACUGGGAGAACUAGCAGGUGGCUUAACAAAAAGAAGAAAAAUACUAAUGGAUGAAGACUGGCUCUGAUUCUUUAGCGAAAAAGUUUAAGCUCUUGGUCCCACAAUUGGAUUCCAGUAGAGUCCAAGUAUUGGCAAAGUGGUAUGAAAAAAAGGAAGCUCAAUUGGGAGGUUAUUACUGUUCAGUCACUCAUUGAUAGUGGUGACAUCAGUUUUAUAUGUGCAGUGUUUGUGACUGCAGUGAGAAAAAGCCUCCUGGAGAUGGUUAUUUGUUACACACCUUCUCUUCCCAUCCACCCAUUCAUAACCUCAUAGUGGUCAGCUGCUCUAGGUGUUGCUAUGAAUUCAAAGAACACUGAGUUGGCAGAGUGCUGCUGUGUGAGCUGCUUUGGGAUUCGUCAUUCAGUGAACUGAGAAGAUACUUGCUGAAGCACAGCUUGCUUCCACAACAGCUUAUAGAAAUAGAGUGAUGUGCUAACGAAGACACUUAUCAUGGUAGUUAUGGCCAGGAAUUAAAAGGAAACAUGGAAUACACUUAAAUUUUCACAUUAUUCAUCUCCAGAGGAGAUGUUCAGUAUCUGAGAAGCCAGUGGAGAUAUACCUAUUAAUGUGUGCCGAAAAUAUGACACAUUGAAGAAGGCAUAUCUUUAAGAGGCAACAGUCUUACAUUUUGUAAGAGUUUGAAGUUAAAUUUUCCAUGCUUUUAAAAUAGCGUUUCAUAAUUCUGAAUUUAGAAUAGUUUGAAUUUUAUGUGCAUCCUGUUUAUGAGAAGCAAUGCUUUGUAAUUUGAUAAUGUUUCAAAUUAUUUUUAGUUUUUUUGUUUGAACUACUGCUUGAUUACUAUAACUCAUGACUUUUCUAUUGAGAAUCAGAUAUCAGGAUUCAACCUUAGAGGCACAGAUUAGAAGUCUUUGUAUCAUGCGCCAGUUUAAGUUUUUAUUGUUAUGCUCUAUGGUGAGAAGCACGUGUUCAGUAAAGGUCCAGAAGGUAGCCAGUCCCAAAGCCUCCAGCUGGCUUUCUUAUGCUUUGGAUAGAACUUUAGGGGAGGAGCAUUUGUUGCUGUCACUAAGUCUUAUGCUUACAUGCGUAGAUUUAGUGAUGACUUAGCUGUAUUUUAAAGGAUCCAGUAAUGAAUGGAGCUGGCAUGGAUUGUCACUGGGAUUAUGUGGAUGUGCAUGAAGGCAGAUGUGCUGGAUCCAGGUUAGUGUGUGCUAAUGGUGAAGACAGGUCUUGGCUUUAUAUGGAGGGAUUGAAAUACCAAAAAGAAGUUCAUUCCUAAAACGUUCUUUUUCAGCGUUGCCCUGAAACUGCCAUGAAACAGAAGCCCCUCAAUGUUUGCCAGUGUUUUCCUCCAGAAACAUGGCUCCCUUCUUGUCACUUUUAAGAAAUGUUUUUCUUUAAAUUAAUUAUGAAAAAGAUUAUUAUAAUGGGUUCUAGAAAACCAAAUCAUUGCACCUAAAUAUUCAUAACAUGUUUAUUGAUGAGACUGAGAGCUCCUGUAUAAUUUCUUUUAUAUAUUGUUUUUAGUCCUAGGAUAAUUCCCACAUCUGUCCACAACAAUUAAAACAGCUCUGAUAUACAAACCUCAUCCCAAGAUGAUCUCUGUGUUCUUUCUACCUUCAGUAAAGUACCACACUGUUUAACCCAGAGGCACUGCUAGAUAAAAACUACAAAGUCACCCAGCAUGUAUACACUUCUCAUAUUUACAGAUCCAGGCAUCAGUAUUUUAUCUUUCUAGUUUAUUUAUUUGCUUUUGAGACUGGGCUCAUUUUUACAGCAGUCUUCUUACAUCUCCCUCUCCAGUGCUGGGAUUACAGGUAUAUGCCAAGAUGCCUGGCUUUAUUUCUUUUUUAAGAUUCAUAUUUUAAAAUUAUCUUAAAUUAUGUUUAGUAUGUACACAGAGGCUCUGCCCUGGAGCUAGAUUUACAGACACCUGGCAUGGUUGCUGGUAAUCAAAAUGGGUUCUCUGAAAGAAUGGUGCGUGCUCUUAAUCCCUGAGCCAUCCCUCCAGCCCCAUUUUUUUUUUUUCUGUUUUUUUUUUGAGACAGUUUCUCUUUACAAAGACAGCCUUGUCUGUCCUGUACUGGCUUUGUAGACCAAGCUAGCCUCAAACUCACAGAGAUCCUCCUGCCCCUGCUUCACUGAGUGCUGGGAUUAUAAAUGUGUACCGCUACGCCCCGCCCAUUUUUUUUUUAACUUUAGGAAAAUAAGGAAUGUAAUUUAAACUAACAAAAGUCAUUGUAUUGUAAUCAGUUAUCUUUGUAUCAUAUGCUGAAUGGGAUAACGAGCAGUUCUCAGCACAUCCUGACACAGGUCUCCAGGUAUGACCGCAUUCCCAACAAUCCAGCACUACAUCAUGGAGCCCGCCAGCCCAUUUUCAAGUAAAUUAUUUCCUCCUAACAUGCCGGUCUCUCUGCCCAGGAACCUAGUUCUUUAAUUAGAGUGUGGCUCAGUAGAGUACAAGACCUCAUGUUCCAUCUCUAGCAUUGCUUCCUAAUCCCCCAAGAAGAUUUCUACUUCAUAAAAUCAUACACCAUUGGAGUUAUUCACAAUAAUACAAUUUAAAAUAACUAGUAUACAUGUGUUCAUCAAAGCAACAGAUGAACCCUCAUUAACCUAGAGUGGUUCUUAGGGCCACAGGAAAAUGAGAACAAGCAUGGUAGCACCCCUCUCCCCAAUUUUAGUUUCCUAGACACCUGAUAAAACAAGGACCUUUUGCUUAGUUUUGGAUGCAGUCAGCAGACCAGAAGUGAUAAGCUGUGGCAUUCCCCGUACAUUCAUGGGUCUACUUGUCAUGGCCCUCACAGUCAGUGUUUCCAGUUCUGCUUAUACAGUCAGAUUCCUGCUGUGUCACUCUUUAUCCAGACCCUGCUGAUUUGUGCUGUUCUCAGAUAUUUUAUACUGAGAUGGGAAACAAGCAGAUGACUUGAGAGUGCUUAGCUUAGUGUCAUGCAUACUUGAAUGUCAGUUUCAAAUACUUCCCUCAUACAACCAAAAUUAUGUGUAAUAGCCAAUAGACUAUGUACAGAAAAGGGUGACUGUUUAAAGUCCUAAUUGUAUUUUAGCAGUAAGAAAUUGCUGGGAAAUGAGGACUUUUAGGGGCUAAGCAAUGGCUUUAUUUAAAGAGUGCUUUAUUGUGGAUAUAGAGUUCAUAAACAGCACAAAAGCAAUCAUUCUUAGUUGUUCAGUGUGCACUUAAACUUUUUGCAAAAAUCCUUUUUCCCCCCUUCCUGAGACAGGGUUUCUCUGUAGCCCUGGCUGUCUUGGAACAACUCCUAGAACCAGGCUGGCCUUGAACUCAGGGAUCCACAUAUCUCUGCCUCCUGAAUGCUAGGACUAAAGGCAUGCAACACCACACCUGGCACACGCCUGAUGUGGCCUUUCUUCGUGAGCACUUUGUUGACUCUACAGUGUGUGUGUCUUGGAAAGGUUCUCUUCUGUAAAUUUGAAUGUAGUGCAGCACUUGGUGCCACAGUAUGUCCUAGAAUGUGCUAAAGUGCAGUGUGUCACAGACACCUCACACUAAGAAUCAAAACCCAGUGGGGUACAGCCUAAUAGGCAGUGUCCCUUAUUAGGCAUGGGGACCUACACAUUGAUGCGGUUGCAGUCUCUAUACUCCCUGAGACAUCCUUUUUUAAUUGAUUCACAGAAUGUGUGCGUAUCUAAAUCAGUGCUUUUAGCCUAGCUUUGUAAUAUGCUUAUCACCAGAAACCAACAUGCAUAAUGACUUUGGGUCUUUGUCGGACCUAUCAGGGAGUUUUGAGGUUUCUUCUGUUUCACCGGGUAAAAUAACUAAAAAGUCCUGAACAACUACAAGAAUAUUUCAAACAAUUGUCAGCUUAAGAUCAUUUGACAGGGGAAGCAGAGCCCUUGAGUUUCUCCUCAUUUUUGCACUGAAUAGAACUGAUUAUAUAAAGCUGAGUGUGCAUCCUGAACAUUUUAUUUGUGCUUGGUGUUGUCUGUGACCGUCAAGACUUUAGGAGGAAGAAGAGUGAGCAAGCAGAAGCACCUUACUUACUGUUGAGCAUACUGCACUUAUGUCUUGCUACUGAACACCUCAGUAGUUAGGCCUGAAGUCUCCUUUUUUGUUAAAGCACAUUAAAAUUAUUCUCCCUAAUUGCUUUGUAAGAUGAGGCAAUAAUUUUAUCCUAUAAAUGUAAUGUAACUUUAAAAGUUUUCUUACAAAAUGAGUUUAUGUCAUUGUCUAAACUAUCGUGUGUAAACAACCUUUUAAAAGUAGGGGCAGUUGAGAAAGAAGAGGGGGAGGGAGGGAGAGAACAAACUAAAUGUUGUGAGUUAUGUGAAAGGUGUUAUUUUAAAUUUUCUGUUUUGCCCACAGUAAAUGUACAACUUUGGCAUUAAUAUGAUUUGAUGGAUUGAAUUCCAGGUUUACAAAUGUCCCCUCAAAGCACAUUUAUUGGGCCACUAUAAGGUGCAUGUACAGAAAAAAACCUCCAUGCUCAAGGGUUCAUGAAAUGCUGUUUCACAUCAACUCUCAUGCAGUCAUUUAUUUUGAGAGGAAGGGGAUGUUUCAUUUCUUGUGUGUUUGUUUUUGUAGAUUCAGCUACAGUUAAGAGUAGUUCAGUUUGGGGCAUUGGAAGUACGUCAGAGAGACUGUGAAAAGUUUAAAAACAAGGUAUAGGUGUUAGAGUUGAGUUUUGACCCAACAAAACCUUUUUACUUGCAUGUUGUAUAUUAGGUUUCUUGGUCCAAAUUCCAUUGUCUUUGCAAUUAUGCAAUUACCCGUGGCAUUUUCCUUUCAUGGGAUUUCCCCUUCAUUUGUGUGAUGUAGCAAGGGUUAGACUGUGCAUCCCAUAGCAGUGACUUACAAUGUCUUCGAUGCAAUCCCCACUGCCUCAUUGAAUCUCUCUGUACUGUAUGCAUCGCCAGGUAUGGAGCCAUAAUACUUUAUGAGAAAUGGAAAAUUACAGAUCAUAUUGCAUGAGUAAAGCCCCCUGGAGCUAAAGAAACUGACACUUUUUUAAAUGAAAGUUAAAUUGGUAAACUGACUCACCAUUACUAGCUUUGUGCAAUGUUAUAAAGGCAGAAGCAAAACACUAGUGCACUGUGCUUGGCUUUACAGGAUGGCUUCCCCACCAUACAUUGAGUGAAUUGUCCGCAGCAUACUGUAAAUGCCAUCUCUUACAAAGCUAUAUACUUAGAUAUGCUCAGUUAAUAUUCUAAAGUAUUAAACACACAAAGAAAAUACUAAGCAGGCAGUUAAUAGCAAUACUAUGAAAUCUCCAAUAAUUGUUUUUACUGUUGCCUUUGCUCUUUAGUGCAACCUUUCUGCAUCGUAAUUGUGUUGCUUUUUUUUUUUUUUCUUUUUUAACAUUUUACACUCCUGACUUCAGACUUAAGUACUUGCUUACCUAGUAUUGCACUCUCCUUUCUUUUAUUGUAUAUGCAAUGUAACAACACAGUUUUGGUGCUUAACAGUAUUCCUUUUUUCUUUAAUAAAGGAUAUUUAUUUGAAUUAA
Messenger RNA from Psammomys obesus (fat sand rat), 8442 nucleotides. It is a transcript of the gene Jmy, whose product is annotated as junction mediating and regulatory protein, p53 cofactor. The record is from RefSeq and is a predicted model, not a curated record. The transcript is spliced from 11 exons. Gene Ontology annotation, molecular function: Arp2/3 complex binding; actin binding; transcription coactivator activity. Gene Ontology annotation, cellular component: nucleus; cytoplasm. Bases 52 to 2979 code for a protein of 975 amino acids. Lineage: Eukaryota; Metazoa; Chordata; Mammalia; Rodentia; Muridae. Gene Ontology annotation, biological process: intrinsic apoptotic signaling pathway by p53 class mediator; 'de novo' actin filament nucleation; positive regulation of apoptotic process.